UCCUGCAGGGCAGCAAACACACACCUGGAAGGUUAAUGGUGACACACACACACACACCUGCGUGCCGGCUGCUGACGUCUCCGUGAACACGUCGCAGUGCAGGAACAGGAGCCGGGCAUCCUGCACACACCUCGGCUGUCUGUCACUGAAUUAUAAUGACAGCAAAGGACUGACUUUUAAUUUUUGGAGCUUUUUUUUCUUCCUUCCCUUCCUGGACAUGGAGUACUAUGGUCCUGAGUGAAAGGUUGCCAUGGAUACCCUUCCCAUAGGCUGGACGGUGCAACAGUGUGACCCAGAGGAUGACGGGACGGGCCUGUUGAAGCCCGACGGGGUCACCCACCCCCCCGCACACAACACACACAUCCACGAUCUGUUCCAUGAAGAUGCACAGGGCCCCCAGCAGCCCAGCCAGCCGUGGUGGAAGGUGCAGCUGUUUGUGUGGGAGCCAGUUCUGUUCGGCACCUGGGACGGCGUCUUCACCACCUGCAUGAUCAACAUCUUCGGCGUGGUGCUCUUCCUCCGCACCGGCUACCUGGUGGGCAACACAGGUGUGUUGCUAGGGAUAGUCCUGGUCUCUGCGGUGGUGCUGGUUGCCUUGGUAACGGUGAUGUCGGGGAUCGGAGUAUGUGAGCGCUGUGGCGUUGGGAGCGGAGGAGUCUACUCCAUGAUCUCCACCGUCCUGGGGGGCAGAGUGGGAGGCACCGUGGGCCUGCUCUACGUGUUUGGACAGUGUGUGGCCGGAGCGAUGUACAUCACAGGUUUCUCGGAGUCGGUGGCCGAGCUGCUGGGCCUGCAGAGCCAGUGGGCGGUGCGCGGCAUGUCGGCCGCCGUGCUGCUGGCGCUGCUCGGCAUCAACCUGGCCGGAGUCAAGUGGAUCAUCCGCCUGCAGCUGCUGCUGCUGGUCGUGCUGGCCGUCUCCACGCUGGACUUCGUCAUCGGCACCUUCACACACCUCGACCCAGAGCACGGCUUCGUUGGUUAUUCAGCCGAGCUGCUGGGCAGGAACACGAUGCCCGACUACAGCCCGGGAGAAAACUUCUUCACUGUGUUUGGGGUUUUCUUCCCCGCUGCAACAGGGGUGAUGGCAGGCUUCAACAUGAGCUCAGACCUUCAGCGGCCAGAACACAACAUCCCUGUGGGAACGCUGGCAGCUGUCUUCACCUCGUGGUUCCUGUAUCUGGUCUUCGUCUUCCUCCUGGGGGCCAUCUGCACCAGAGAGGCGCUGCGCUACGACUUCUUGAUAGCGGAAAAGGUCUCCUUGGUGGGUUUCCUCUUUCUGCUGGGCCUCUACAUCUCCUCCCUGGCCUCGUGCAUGGGCGGCCUGUACGGAGCACCCAGGAUCCUCCAGUGCAUCGCCCAAGAGAGAGUCGUCCCCGCCCUGGCCUUUCUGGGAAAAGGGAGGGGCCCUAACAGGACCCCGGUGGCAGCCAUCUGUCUCACCAGCCUGCUGACGAUGGCCUUCAUCUUCAUCGGCCAGGUCAACACGCUGGCCCCCAUCGUCACCAUCAACUUCAUGCUCACCUACAGCGUCAUCGACUACUCCUACUUCAGCGUGGCCAUGACCUCCCAGCUGCAGAGCAAGGAGCGCAGCGACGGCCUGCUGCUGGCCCGGAGGAGCCGGCGCAGGCCCACCAGGCAGAGCUCCAGGCCGCUGCUGGACGUCCCCCACCACGGCUACGGCAGCGGAGGCACCGCUACGCAAGGCAAAGGCACUCUGCUGGAGUUCACCAAAGACAUGGACCGCAUUUUCCCCCCUGUCCCAAACGGAGACGCCAGAGCCGAGAAGAUCUCCCCCUCCUCCUCCUCCUCCUCGCAGGAGCAGAGCGACAGAUGCAGGAGCAGGAAGGCCAAGGUUCCCGCCAAGCAGAUGCUGAUGGACAGCUUCGGCUUGGACCUGAACAGCAACGUGUUCCCCGGCGACGCGGGCCAGGAGGCGGGCUCAGCUCCCCCAGAGGAGGAGGCCGCGGGCCGAUGUGGACCCGAGGAACAGGGGCCCGUCGGCGGAGGAGACCCUCCAGUCAAAUCCCCGACUCACAUCCAGCUGGAUCCUCCUGCAGAGCCUCCGAGUCAAACCAGAGACACUAAACCAGAGCACCAGAGCUUGGAAAUCAAACCCAUGCCGGACUCGUUUUACGCCGGGUUCUGCAACCACUGGGUCGCCCUCGUCGGUGGCCUGUGCUCCAUCCUGAUCAUGUUCGUCAUCCAGUGGGUUUACGCCUUGGCCAACAUCGUGGUCGCUGUGCUUCUCUUCUUCUACAUUGGUAAAACAAGUCCAGGGUUACCCACAGGAAUUGCAGCUCGAUUCAGUUUUUUCACGUGGCUGAAAUCGACACUGAGCAGCAUCGGCAGGAGGGGGGCGUCUCCCAGGGACCAGAUCGUGCUCACGCCCUCUCUGUCCGCGGUCGGGAUGGAGACCAAGCAGCUGACCGAGGAAAACGCCGACUUCGCCUCCCGUCACCGCUGUCACCAGUCUUACUACAUCGAGGCAGACAGGAUGGUGCAGCCGCCGCUGAACUGAACUGAAAGCUUUGGCUCGUGUGUGUGUGUGUGUGUGUGUGUGUGUGUAGGAGUCCUGUCAUCCUGUCCGGUCACAAUCAGGACCUGUUUUCUACUGAACACAAACACUCAGUGGUUUGGAUCAUUUUCCUGUGGUGGCCACAGGAAAGACCAGCUUCUUCUCUGGAACUUUGUAAUGUGUGUGUGUGUGUGUGUGUGUGUGUGUGUGUGUGUGUGUGUGUGUGUCUUUAAAGGCCCAAAGUUAAUGGAAGCAGCUUCCAU
Molecule: messenger RNA, 2778 nt
Organism: Myripristis murdjan (pinecone soldierfish)
Lineage: Eukaryota; Metazoa; Chordata; Actinopteri; Holocentriformes; Holocentridae
Gene: slc12a8
Product: solute carrier family 12 member 8
Exons: 14
Coding region: 251-2518 (755 amino acids)
Biological process (GO): cell volume homeostasis; potassium ion import across plasma membrane; potassium ion homeostasis
Cellular component (GO): membrane
Molecular function (GO): potassium:chloride symporter activity
Source: RefSeq, a predicted model, not a curated record